Trichoderma reesei QM6a is the source of this 1491-nucleotide messenger RNA. RefSeq lists its product as uncharacterized. The record is from RefSeq and is a predicted model, not a curated record. Gene Ontology annotation, biological process: 3'-UTR-mediated mRNA stabilization. Gene Ontology annotation, molecular function: mRNA 3'-UTR AU-rich region binding. The transcript has 4 exons. Lineage: Eukaryota; Fungi; Ascomycota; Sordariomycetes; Hypocreales; Hypocreaceae. Gene Ontology annotation, cellular component: cytoplasm; nucleus. The coding region runs from base 382 to 1491 and encodes 369 amino acids.
CGACCCUUUCCUCGCACCCUCGCCGACCUACGGUUUUCCCCCUUCAACCUCCAUCUUCCCAUCUUCCUCUUGCGCACUUCCUUGCCCUCCGGCAUCGUGUCGCGUUUCUCAUCGCCCGCUUCCACCCACUCGCCUCUUUGACCCCGCCAAAUCCCUGCCAGCACCACACAAAAAAAAGAGUCUGGCAACGCCUUUGACAUUUUGCCAAGUUCUCACGGCCAGCCUCGCUCCCUCUCAUCUUCCCGACGUUCGCACAGCUUCCGGCUUCUUGACGUUCAUCCGACAUUUUUCAUCUCGGCAACACGCUCUGAUACCACACCUCCACCUCACCCGACCCAUCUCUUCCGUUCCUUCCUCGCCUUUACCUCCCACGCAGCAGUCAUGGCAGCUUCCCAGGAUAUCCUUUCGCCCAAUGGCGGCGACAUCGUCGACUCCAUGGACCAGUUGAAGAUGGACGAGCGACUCGGCCCCGACGGCGAGCUCGCCCCUAAGACGGACGAAGAAUAUGCCCAGGCUCAGCUGACCUUGCGCGCCAUUGUUUCCUCCAAGGAAGCCGGUGUCAUCAUUGGAAAGGGCGGCAAGAACGUCGCUGAUCUCCGUGAUGAGACCGGCGUAAAGGCUGGCGUCAGCAAGGUUGUUCAGGGCGUCCAUGACCGAGUCCUCACCAUCACCGGCGGCUGCGAUGCCAUUUCUCGCGCAUACGCCAUUGUUGCCCGAGCCCUCCUUGAGGGCGCACCCGUCGUCGGUAUGGGUGGUGUCGUCCAGAACAACGGAACUCACCCCAUCAAGCUUCUCAUCUCCCACAACCAAAUGGGCACCAUCAUCGGCCGACAAGGCCUCAAGAUCAAGCAUAUCCAGGACGUUUCCGGCGUCCGCAUGGUUGCGCAAAAGGAUAUGCUGCCCCAGUCUACCGAGCGCAUCGUCGAAGUCCAGGGCACCCCCGAGGGUAUCCAGCGAGCCAUUUGGGAGAUCUCCAAGUGCCUUGUCGAUGAUUGGCAGCGGGGCACCGGCACUGUGCUUUACAACCCUGUCGUCCGAACUCAGUCGUCCGGCUCUGGAAGCCUGGGCGGCUCCGGCUACGGUAACGGCAGCGGUCGUGACUACGGAAGCCCUCGCGUGAUGCGCACUGGCAACGGAGCCGACUUCAGCAACGGCGGCUCGAGGCCAUUCAGCCGUCGCUCUGAUUCCGACGCUGCGACCCGCGGCCCUCCCACUCACGACGAGAACGGUGAGGAGAUCCAGACUCAGAACAUCAGCAUCCCCGCCGACAUGGUUGGAUGUAUCAUUGGCCGUGGCGGCAGCAAGAUUAGCGACAUCCGCAAGACCUCCGGAGCUCGCAUCUCUAUUGCAAAGGCUCCUCACGACGAGACAGGCGAGCGCAUGUUCACCAUCAUGGGCACCGCCAAGGCCAACGAGUCCGCGCUGUUCCUACUCUAUGAAAACCUCGAGGCUGAGAAGAUGCGUCGCAGUCAGAUGCAAGACCAGGAGUAA